Messenger RNA from Hansenula ciferrii, 915 nucleotides. RefSeq names its product carbon-nitrogen hydrolase family protein (gene NIT4). The transcript has a single exon. The record is from RefSeq and is a predicted model, not a curated record. The coding region runs from base 1 to 915 and encodes 304 amino acids. Gene Ontology annotation, molecular function: catalytic activity. NCBI's taxonomy places the organism in Eukaryota, Fungi, Ascomycota, Saccharomycetes, Phaffomycetales, Wickerhamomycetaceae.
AUGGUAUUAGGAAAAGUCGCUGCUUUACAAGUUGGAUCUGAAGCCACAACUAAGAAAACUUUAGAAAAAAUUCUUUCAUAUGAAGAAGAAUUAAUUGAAUUGAAACCAGACUUAGUUGUUAUACCUGAAGCUACAUUAGGUGGAUAUCCAAAAGGUUCAACAUUUGGUUCAUAUUUAGGUUAUAGAUUACCAGAAGGUCGUGAACAAUUUUUUGAAUAUUUUAAACAAUCAAUUAAAGUUCCACAAAGUGAAGAAAUUAGUAUUUUAGAAUCGUUCUCCAAGAAAAUUGGUUCUACAAUUGCAAUUGGUGUUAUUGAAAAUGGUGGUACUACAUUAUAUUGUACUUUAGUUUAUAUUGAUCCUAAAUUAGGUUAUGUUGGUAAACAUAGAAAAUUAGUUCCAACAGCUACAGAAAGAUUAGUUUGGGGUGCAGGUGAUGGUUCUACAUUACCAGUUAUUGAUUCUAAAAUUGGUAAAAUUGGUGGUGGUAUUUGUUGGGAAAAUUAUGUCCCAUUAUUUAGAUCUGCUUAUUAUGCAAAAGGUUUAGAUAUUUGGGUUGCACCAACUGUUGAUACAAGAGAAAUUUGGAGAGUUUCGAUGAGAACAAUUGCAUAUGAAGCAAGAACUUUCCUUGUAAGUGCUGUACAAUUCCAACCACCAGCACCAGAGGAUAAGACUCCAGAAGGUUGGGUUAAAGGUGAAAAUUUAAUUAAUGGUGGCAGUGUUAUUGUUAAUCCAUAUGGUGAAGUUAUUGCAGGUCCAUUAUUAGGUAAAGAAGGUAUAAUUUCUGCUGAAAUUGAUUUAGAUGAUGUUGUUAAAGCUAGAUUUGAUUUUGAUCCAGCUGGACAUUAUGCCAGAGGUGAUGUUUUCAAAUUAACAGUUAAUGAAGGUUCAAGAGAUGUUGAAUUUAAAUGA